GCGCUCCCGACCACGGUGACGUCAGUUCCCAGAGCCUGUGGCCUCUCAAACGCUGUGACGUGUGUUGUGGAAAUGGCCGAGGAACAAGCCCAGAAGACAAUGUUAAGCUUUUAAAGUCCACUAAACAAGCAAAGGAGGUGAACGACGUGUCUCUAGCGGACACGACGAACAUCGCGAAGGGAAUUAAAAAGGAGCCAACAAGCGACUCGAACCGCCCGGCUAGCCUUUUCUUCCCCGGUGGCUGAGGAGCCACCAUGGAGGACAUCAACUCUAAUAUCAACGCCGACUUGGAGGUGCGUAAGCUCCAGGACUUGGUGAAGCAGCUCGAAAAACAAAACGAGCAGCUCAGGGGUCGGUCCAUUAUGAUGUCCGGUCACCACAGACCCCACAGCGCCGGCUACGAGUCGCCGUCGUCGCUUUCAGCGGGCGAUCUGGGCGGCUUCCCCGGGGUGGGGUUCGCCGGGACGGGCGGCUACGGCGACCUGUUGGAAAACCGCCGCUGCCGGAGCCCUAGGCUGUCUUACGACGGCGUCAGCUUCAGGAGGAUGUACGAAUGCGACGGUGCCUCGGCCGCCACCUCCGGGUCGAGCCGGAACUCGCGUUAUUCGGACGACGAGGGCGAAACGUCGAUCCUGGACCAGGUCGAGAUCUUAGACCUGGAGGACAUGGACUGUCUACAUGAGGACGACGACAGCUGGCUAUACGAGACCAAGUUGAACAGUCCUCUGCAGAAAGCGUUGAGCCCCGUUGUCUGGUGCCGCCAGGCCCUCGACAACCCAAGCCCCGACAUGGAGUUAGCCAAGCGCUCGCUCAUCCACAGACUGGACCUCACUAUGUCAGCCAACAAGCGGCGGAGUCUCUACGGGAGUGGAUACAACCAGCAGGUUACCUAUGGUAGCCCGUACAGCACAAACGCCGCCAACAGUCCCUACAGCAGCGGCUUCAACUCACCCUUGUCCACCCCCAGCAAGGUGCCCAUCGUCAGGCAGCAGCUGAUGCCCGUAAACUCAGCACAUCAGCGGAACGCAGCAUCAGAAAGGAAUCCACCGGCUGUCAGCCCACAGUCAUCAGUAGACAGCGAACUGAGCACCUCCGAGAUGGAUGAAGACUCUGUCGGCUCCUCGACAACUUACAAACUCAACAAUGUCAACGAUGUCCAGAUUCUAGCGCGCAUGCAGGAAGAGAGUCUAAGACAGGACUACGCCGCCUCAGCAUCCAGGCGGAGCUCAGGUUCAUCCUGCCACUCGCUGCGACGCAGCACAUUCAGUGACCAGGAGCUGGACACACACAGCCUGGAGGACGAAGAGGAGGCGGUGCACCCAGCCUUCCACCUGCCCUCCAACCGCUUCAGCCCCUCCCCUCGGCACUCGCCCCGCGCCUCCCCGAGGAAUUCGCCCCGUUCACGCUCCCCUGCCCGCUCCAUUGAGUACGGUCGCGGAUCGCCUCAGCCCGUCAUCAGCCGCCUGCAGCAACCUCGCCACUCACUGCAGGGUCACAGCCAUGACAUGCAGACCAAUGUGGUGAAGAAUGAAGAAAAACUCCGUCGUAGUCUUCCCAACCUCACACGCUCCUCUGCGGUGCCGCUUCAGGGCCCAGAGCCUGUCAAGAACAGCCGAAGCUGCGAGUCCAACCUGCAGGUGCCAAAUGGCGGGUCUCCUCGGCACCAGAGCCCGUCAGCUCCAGCACCUCAGUCCCUGAGACACUCGCGCCCCACAAGCCCAGCCCCCAAAUCCAAACAGCACCUCCAAACCCCGGUGGCCCGGCGAGUCCCGCUCUCCUGUUGCUUUGGCGAUGAAGGUGACUUUAUUCCAGCGUCCAGUAAGCUGCGGACCCCGGCCACGCCCUCGCCCCUUGCCUUGAGGCAGCCGGUUAAAGCCACCACCAACCCCACCUGUGUCGCUGGCUCCACCCCUGGACGCUCCCUGGCUCCGCCUCGCAGUGGCCUGCCUCGCCCCAGUGCCCCGGCAGGUGGCAGUGGGGGCAUCCCUCUUCCUCGUAGCAAGCUAGCUCAGCCUGUACGCAGAACUCUGCCAGCUCCACGGAUCUACAGUGGCACCAGGGAGAACUUAAGGGAGGGCUAUUAACGUGUUGCUGAGGUGAGCCCGCAGAGGGCGCUCUCCUCAAACAUAUAGAGGAAGACCACAUGGCACUUUAUCUACCUUGAUGACUUUUUAGUGACAAUGCCCCAGGAAUAUUUAAUUAAAAAAUAAAGAGUAAUAGGAAUAAGAACCCUCCAUGGUGUCCAGGAUGGGGUCAUGCAUGCAAACGGCCAAAAGAGAACGCCAAAGAACAAACGCCUGCCUGCUUCACCACAGACAGCAUGCCGGCGCUCUCGCCCGUGUCGCAUCCUUAUUCUCAGCGACCUCCGGGAUGACGUCAACAAGUCACCUCUUGAUGACUUACGAGUGAGCUUUGUGACGUCAUGGAAUGACCUCCACGACAAUGCCAAUGGAGAAUGACGGCCACACUGAAAGUAAAUCUUUCCUCUUGUACAAAGCACCUAGAGAGAAUGCACAACUUAAUUUAUUGAAAUCACUUCAAGGGAUCCUCCGCUGUUUGGACAAGUUUCACAUAAUAGAAGUGUCUUAAAGUUUUUAUCAUAUCCAAAAAACUACAUUUAAAAAAACGCCACCAUAACGCUAGUGCUUAACACUUGUGACUCCAGUUGGGAUAUUUACUUUGCAAACUACUACCCAUGAUAUGAUGUCAUCAUACAAGAUGGCCCCACCCAUGUUUUGGAUUGAGUUUUAUCAGUUCAUAUCCUUUUAAUUUUAUCCAAACAGUGGAGGAUCACAUUAAAGACGUCACACGUCUGUUCCAGUAUUUACCAUUUUUCAAAUGUGCAUUUGAAUAUCGAUUGCAAGCUAACGCUCCAAAGCAUUACUUGACUUGCUGUCUUUCUUUCCAAAGGUUGAAGUUGUAAUUUUUCCGUGCAGUGCUUUGAACAUUUAGUUACGGUUCAGGUCUGAACGUCUCAGGCAGAUCCAAGGUGACAAUGAAACAAAACCACUGGCACUGACCCUGACCAUGACAGUCUUGAUUGUUUUACUGACUACCACAGUUCAUCGUGAUGUUGCACAUUUUGAGACAAAGCUGGCAAAACCCAGCUAUCUUUGCUCAUCCUGGACAGGUAAUCGUAAUGAUGUCACAUGAUAUGUUGGAAAAUCAGCAUUUCAUUUUUGCCAAGCUUGUUUUUUUUUGUAAGUUCAGCCAAUUAAAGGUCACUGUUAUUGGCUGCUUACACCUUACAGUGUGCCAUUCAUGCUUUAAAAAUGAGAAAUAGAAGAACUAUGAUGUUAGAAGAAAAAAGUGUGUCCAUGUUGGGGAAGCUCAUCUGCUAAAUUGGUGUGGUGGCUUGUUUUGACUAGUGCCUAAUUUUAAGAAGUGUCACAUGAUUUUAAGUGUCUGUUCAUUAUCAUUUUGGUUGUGCCAAUUUCUGGUUUUGCAAAGUUUACUGGCAUUUUUGCUUUUAUGAUUUUUUUUGCCUGCCUGCCUAUUUUUGUAAUGGAAUGAAUACAUUUAUUAUUAUUAUAAUUGCUUUGGAAAAUGUUUGAAUAUGCGCCUUCAUAUUUAUAGCUCAUCACUCAUUGUGUAAAUGUAAAAAAAAACCUAUUUAUUAAAUAGAAAGGUGCCUCGGACGACAUGCAGACUCAGUGGGAAGAAUGUUGCAAAAAGACCAACCACACCUUUUGUGUGCCACUUUUUGUUAUUCGAUCCUUUUUAAAAAUACACAAACAUGACAUUUUUUUGUGUAAAGUCACAUUUCAAAUAAAAGUGGAAUUCUUUUAACUUUUCUAAAAAAUGUAUUUUCCAUUUGCUCAUGGUGUUGGUCGUUUCAGAUACACUACAUGAAACUACAGAUCAUAGCUUUCUUCACAUACACAAAUAUAAUACAUGGUAAAUGAGUAUGAAGACUCAUGUACAGUACCUGAUACGGUGAGU
This is a messenger RNA of Doryrhamphus excisus (bluestripe pipefish), 3942 nucleotides long. RefSeq names its product SLAIN motif family, member 2 (gene slain2). Lineage: Eukaryota; Metazoa; Chordata; Actinopteri; Syngnathiformes; Syngnathidae. Gene Ontology annotation, biological process: positive regulation of microtubule polymerization; microtubule nucleation; cytoplasmic microtubule organization. Gene Ontology annotation, cellular component: microtubule plus-end. The record is from RefSeq and is a predicted model, not a curated record.